AUGCAGAUAGUUUUGAGGGAGCACGUUCUCGUCUUCCACUUGAUCAGGUGCCAGGACAAUAUAUACACGCUAAAGAAAUUCCUGAAGAAUAAGGAUGUCACAUUUGUAGGUGUGGACAUAAGGACUGACCACAAGUUGCUUUACAAGCAAUGGCUAUAUAUUCCACUUGGCAAGCAUCUGGACCUCCAGAAUAUGUUGAAAAUACCAGGCUAUGGUAACAGGGCUGGCAUGGCUACUAUGGCUUCCGAGCUCAUCAACCUGAAGUACGCCGGCAUGAAGGAGAAGUUUGUGACGGACUACGACAAAUUCAAAGGCCAUAAUUACUGUGAAUGGAAGCCUCUAUCCGAUAUGAACCUGGAGUAUGCUGCCAUUGAUGGUUAUGUCACCUAUGAACUCGCCCGCAUUGUGAGUAUAGUGAACUAG
Molecule: messenger RNA, 423 nt
Organism: Lolium perenne
Lineage: Eukaryota; Viridiplantae; Streptophyta; Magnoliopsida; Poales; Poaceae
Biological process (GO): nucleobase-containing compound metabolic process
Cellular component (GO): cytoplasm; nucleus
Molecular function (GO): nucleic acid binding; 3'-5' exonuclease activity
Source: RefSeq, a predicted model, not a curated record